AUGGAUGACUACGGGUCGGAGUCCGACAGCGACUACACUAGUUAUUGGCGGGAUUGGUUUAUCUCGUCCCGGGGCAAUGAGUAUUUCUGCGAGAUUGACGAAGAGUAUCUGACGGAUCGCUUCAACCUGACGGGCCUCAACACCGAAGUCCAGUACUACCAGUAUGCCCUUGAUCUGGUGACCGACGUGUUCGAUCUCGAUUGCGACGAUGAGAUGCGCGAGACCAUCGAAAAGUCGGCCCGGCAUCUGUACGGUCUCGUACACGCCCGCUACAUUGUCACGACCAGGGGGCUUGCAAAAAUGCUCGAGAAAUACAAAAAGGCAGAUUUCGGCAAGUGCCCCCGCGUCAUGUGCAACUCGCAUCCUCUACUACCCAUGGGCCUCUCCGACAUACCGAAUCUCAAGCCAGUGAAGCUCUACUGCGCCCGCUGCGAGGACAUAUACAACCCCAAAUCCUCGCGCCACGCCUCCAUCGAUGGCGCCUACUUCGGCACCUCCUUUCACAACAUCCUCUUCCAGGUCUACCCGGCCCUGAUCCCGCCCAAGUCGACGGAGCGCUACGUGCCCCGCGUCUACGGAUUCAAGGUGCACGCCGCCGCCGCCCUCGUGCGCUGGCAGAACCUCAUGCGCGAGGACAUGCGCCGGCGGCUGCGCAAGAUGGAGGUGGAGAGCGGGUUCAAGGACGGAGAGGAUGAGGACCUCGAUGAGGCGGAGGAUGACGAUGGAGAAGAGGACGAGGAGCUCCAGCAGCAGAUUGCUGAGUAUAGGGGGGCCAAUCAGCAUCACGGCACGUCGUUCACUGGGGGCGAACCACAUGUGGGAAGCGUUGCUUGA
Molecule: messenger RNA, 834 nt
Organism: Chaetomium strumarium
Lineage: Eukaryota; Fungi; Ascomycota; Sordariomycetes; Sordariales; Chaetomiaceae
Product: casein kinase II beta subunit
Exons: 3
Coding region: 1-834 (277 amino acids)
Biological process (GO): regulation of transcription by RNA polymerase III
Cellular component (GO): UTP-C complex; cytoplasm; protein kinase CK2 complex
Molecular function (GO): protein kinase regulator activity
Source: RefSeq, a predicted model, not a curated record